This is a messenger RNA of Salvelinus namaycush (lake trout), 4321 nucleotides long. It is a transcript of the gene phactr4b, whose product is annotated as phosphatase and actin regulator 4b. The record is from RefSeq and is a predicted model, not a curated record. Gene Ontology annotation, molecular function: actin binding. Bases 245 to 2755 code for a protein of 836 amino acids. The transcript has 15 exons. NCBI's taxonomy places the organism in Eukaryota, Metazoa, Chordata, Actinopteri, Salmoniformes, Salmonidae. Gene Ontology annotation, biological process: neural crest cell migration; actin cytoskeleton organization.
AAAAAGUGUUUGGUGAGGAAAUGGCUGAGUAGCCUAGCUAUAUUAAAUCGACUAUAACCGAUUUCCAAACAAGAGGAGGGCAAUUCAUGAGUCAGGAGAGAAGAGGGACUGAGCCGAGAGGGCAUCUCCAGGGAGGCCUGAAACCUCUCCCCACAGACCUACCUACUGCUGCUGAAGACCACCACCUCCCAACACCAAUGACCUUCUACAGUGAACCGUUGACUGUUGCGCCUCAGACCUUGUAAUGGAAAAUCGUGUUGAUGAAGUUGACCACCUGCACAACACGACAGAGGGAGAUGGGGACAGCACCCCUCUCCCAUGCAAGGGCAAGGGCAAGUUCUCUACCCUCGGCAAGAUCUUCAAACCAUGGAAGUGGAGGAAGAAGAAAAGCAGCGAGAAGUUUACGGAAACUUCAGAAGUUCUGGAGAGAAAGAUGUCGAUGAGGCGACCGAGGCAGGAGCUUAUAGAACAGGGAGUGCUGAAGGAGCUCUCAGAGAAUGAUGGGGACGAUCCUCACAGCCUCAAACAGUCCUACGUGAAGAAUGGCCACACCCUGCCCCUGGGUGGAGGGGGCAGAGGGCAGGAGAACCAGACAAGACCCCCCUCAGACCUUGGGAUGAACCCCUCAGACUUUAAGGUGAACCCAGCCUGGCUGCCCCAGAUAGAGGACCGCAGGGUCCGAUUCCCCCCGGAUGUAGAACUCCAUGGGGACCAGGGUGGCCCCAGAGGCUCCGGACAGCAGGAGGAGGGCCGGCGAGGAGGUGGAGCAGUACGGUCCCAGGGGGAGGGGGAAUGGAAGUCUAACAUGGCCUGGCAGGGCCAGGCGAUGGGCCAGGUGCAGGGGAUGGGACAGGAGGAGGGUAGACGCGGGGGCAGACUCCACCCUUCUGACGGAGACAAGCGGCCGGGCCUGCAGAAGGCGCCAUCAGAGGACGGUAGGAGGAGUCGCCCUGCUGAGACGGCAUGGAAACCCACCCUCCCCCGGCACGCGUCCGCAGAGGAGGGAAGGGCCCGUAGAGAAUCGGAGAGCCAUUUUGUUCCUGACCCAGAUUUGCUGCGGGACACUCUCCGAGAGUCUCUGCCCCCCAAACAGUCCGUUAUGCCCCCCAAGUGGCUGAUGAGCUCCACCCCCGAGCCCGGCAGCGAAGGGUCACCCUCAUCCCACACCCCAUCCAACCACCCUGCAACCACGUACUCUUCCUCCUCUUCUUCCUCUGCAGUUGCAAUGCCUGCCCGAACUGUCUCCUCUGCAGGCGCCAACCCCCAAUCUUCAGCAGUAGUGUCCUUCGCUCCAUCUUCCACCCCCCAGGCGACCAAGCAGCCUCCCCUCCCACUGCCCAAGCCCGUCAACAGGGGCGUUAAUGCUGCCAUGUUAGGCAACCUCACCCAGGCCGGUACCAGCCUUGUGCCUACUAAGCCCUCCCCACCGAUGCCCCCCAAGAGGACCACCCCUGUCACAAAGCGCAACCCAGAGGACCCGUCUGCGUCCACCCAGUCUGUCUCCACCACCUCCCCUUCCCUGCUUUCUCCUGAGGACCAUCAUAACCACUCAGCAGGCUUCCAGAUGCCUCCCCCGUCCCCGCCCUUACCCAACCACAUCCCCCCUUCUCCCCCCCGCCAGCAUCUGCAAGCGCACUACCUCCACCACCAGCACUCCUACCAACAUCCCAUCCCCCAGCCCUUGCUCUUUGACCCCCCCAGCCCCACCAAUGAGCCCCCCCAGCGGCCGGCCCCCGUCCCCCUGCACAUCAUGAUCCAGAGGGCCCUGUCCAGCCCCGGCCCGGCCCAGCCACAUCCCGACGGCUCCCAGCGCUCAGCUCACUCCCUGCUCUUCGAGACACCGCCCGAGUACCAGGGGGACCGCAGCCGGCCCCUAGCCGUCAGCAUCCAGCCUCUGAAACUGGCUGAGGAUGACUACUCGGAGGAGGAGGAGGAUGAUGACGAAGAAGAGGAGGAGUAUGAUGGGGAGCUCCCCCAGCCAGAGCUGGAGCCACGGAGCAGGAGGUGCAUGGUGGGAGAGCCCAGCAUCAACGUCAUCCCUGAGGGACCCAACAGCAGUGAGGAGGAGGAGGAGGAAGAACAGCAGGACUUGCAAAGGGACGACAGCGACUCGGACGGGCCAGUGCUCUAUAAAGAUGAAGAUUCAGACGAGGAUGAUGAGGAGGAUGAGCCUCCACCCAGUGCUUUGGCCAGCAGGGUCAGAAGGAAAGACACUUUAGCUUUGAAACUGAGUAACCGACACGCCCCAGAGAAACAUGCUCGAGAGGACAAGUCCAGCGGUCACACCGAACGAUGCACUCCGGGACACACACCAGGACACACACACCAAGGGUCAACAGGGCUGACGUGGCAGAGCAGGGAGCAAUGGGAUGCCAUACGCACACAAAUAGGCUCUGCACUCACAAGGCGUCUCAGCCAGAGACCCAGUGCAGAGGAGCUGGAGCAGAGAAACAUCCUUCAACCCAAGAACCAGGUAGACAGGCAGGCAGAGGUCCGAGAGAUCAAACGUAGGCUCACCAGGAAGCUGAGUCAGAGGCCCACGGUUGCUGAGCUUCAGGCCAGAAAGAUCUUGCGCUUCCACGAGUAUGUGGAGGUCACCACAGCCAAUGAUUACGAUCGGCGAGCGGACAAGCCCUGGACCAAGCUAACACCCGCCGACAAGGCUGCCAUUCGGAAGGAGCUCAAUGACUUUAAGAGCUCUGAAAUGGAGGUUCAUGAAGACAGUAGGAUCUAUACAAGGUUCCACCGGCCUUAGCAUCCACCCUAUACUGGAAAGCACUUUCUUAACCAGUGGCUGGCAGAGUCUCUGGAGAGGAGUCGUAGGGUCUUGGUGCUCCCUAAACAGACUGCCUUUUUUAUGUUGCUGAAUGUACUGUACAGAUUAUCAAAGAAGGCCCUGGAAUUGACUGAACUGAAAACGGGGACUGAGGACCAGAUGCAGUAUUUCUCCUGGACAGUAGGGGGGACCAAGUGCCAACAAAGUGGAGAGCUGGCAGAUGGGCUUGACCGAGAGGGCUGACUGUGAGCCACUCUGCCGAUGUGUGUUAUCCCUCAGGGACUUGGUUCCCCUGACAAAGACCUUUUGCCGCCUCUUUCGAUGUUGCCUUUUUUCUGCUUUUACUCUGUAUUGCACAGUUAACCCAUGUUGCAGAGAUGUAAAUGUAAUAAUAUUACAGUAAUAAUAAUUACGGCUACAAUAAUAAACACAGUAAUAAUACAUGUUAGAGAGGAAGCUGCAGAAAGAGGAUAAGGAGGAAGACGACUGUGGGAUUUGCCGUUCCCAAGACUGGAAAAGCUCUGGGAUAAUUGUGUAUAGAUUUCUGUGAUUUGUUAGACUGAAACUUUGGAGAGUUCUAAUAAUGACAACUGUAAUGCAUAAUAUUUUGAUCACAACAGAAAUUGCUGCUUUUAUUUGAACCUGUUUUGUAGUGUGCAUUUUUACAUUUUAGUCAUUUAGCAGACGCUCUUAUCCAGAGCGACUUACAGGAGCAAUUAGGGUUAAGUGCCUUGCUCAAGGGCACAUCGGCAGAUUUUUCCCGCCUUGUCGGCUUGGGGAUUCGAACCAGCAAACUUUUGGUUACUGGCCCAACGUUCUUAACCGCUAGCCUGCCCUGCCUGUAUUUGUAUUUGGCUGUAACGUGGGGUGAGCAUUUGAGCUUAUACUAGUCAUAGGAAAGAACACAAUGAGGAGGUAGUUGGUGUGCUAUUCUUUUUAUUUGUUUCGUUCUUUUUUUGCCAGACACUGAUCCCUAUGCUGACAGUAGAAUGCUGGUUUUUCAUGUCGCAGAUUUCUUCAAUUCGCUGCAUGAGCCAACACACAGUGCAAUUAUUGAAUCAAUACAUAAUUCUUUUUUUUAUUUAUGCUUUUUUAUUAUAAUUUUUUGUACUUCUCUACAUAGGUCAAACCAUGCAAUGCUGCAAAUAAUAGCUGUUUUAAAAUGCUAAGAUCAUGAUGAUGGCAUCUUAAAUAAAACAAAAGUUAAAAUGUUACAAAUCUUUAGAGAAUGUAUCAAAGUGCAGUUAGUGUAGAUCAGGAUUUGAUUAAUCAAACAUGAAAGAACAAUUUAGUGCAUUUUACGGUUGACAGGGAAUAAUUUCGUCAGGAAAAUACUUUUUUAUCUGGAGAAAUGUAUCAUGCAUUGUCUUCUGGUCAGUAGAUUACAGGGUCCUGUGCUGUACAGAUGCAUUUAGGUUACUGUUGUGUAAAUCUUUUUCUUCCUUAUUAUUUGAAAAUAAAUGUUAAAUAUAAUAAAGUAUUAUGUUGCUAUUUUUCUAAGCACAAAAUAUUACUAUAUGAUUAAACACUACAACAAUGGGAAUC